Molecule: messenger RNA, 3696 nt
Organism: Tympanuchus pallidicinctus (lesser prairie-chicken)
Lineage: Eukaryota; Metazoa; Chordata; Aves; Galliformes; Phasianidae
Product: lysophosphatidic acid receptor 1-B-like
Exons: 2
Coding region: 2367-3380 (337 amino acids)
Biological process (GO): G protein-coupled receptor signaling pathway
Cellular component (GO): membrane
Molecular function (GO): G protein-coupled receptor activity
Source: RefSeq, a predicted model, not a curated record
AACUGAAGUGAAUGGCAGCAUGAACGUACCUGGCUUGAAUGCUGAGAAGGAUGAGGUGAUGCUGCACAUUGCAAUUUUGUAUGAGGAUCAGCUGAACAGUUUUCAAUUUCUAGGUAGUUUCUGAAAGAUUUUUGAAGAUGUCCUUUGUAGCUAGCCUGCUGUCAUCACAGCCCUCAGCCCCCCUCCAGUUCACAAAGUCACAGAGAAAGUAAUCGGGAGAGAUGGGGAGUUCAUGCAGAUUGAUCUGGUGUCCUCUGCCACCCCUGCCAUCCAUGCUGGACGUUACCUGCUGCUGCAUUUGCUGUUAUUAAAGGGAGCUGCUGACUUGUGGUGCUGGCACUGAGAAGAUGACAGAAAUAAGAGCCCUUGCUCAGCAGCAACCUCAUACCAAGGGUGUGGCUGCCAAAUCUGCACAAGGCAUGGCACAGAGAAUGCUUUGCUGUGACACUUGAGAAGAAUAGUUCAUAGGAUAUCAAUAAAUCAGCAGACGUGGUGAAUCAGUUCUCAGCCCUUAUUUCUAUAUAAUCUUUGGAUUUCACAGUGACUGUCCGAAAUAUUUUGCUUACCUGUGCAAAGCAUUUCUAAUAUAUAUUAAUUUUAUAGUGCUAAUUGCACAUCAACCCUAGUAUGUUCAUAAAUGUCAACUUUAACAGGAAGGUUUUUUUCCUUUUUAAGCCAAUCAGAUUUGCACAGAUUUAUUGCCCUGUAAAUUCUGUCAGAGCUAUCAGAUAGUUCACAGACUUACAGUAUGAGAGCUGAACUUGCUGCUAUGCUGUACAGAUAACAGCACAGAAAGUGGAAAGCUCCUAGGCACUAGCUGAGCUACUUUGUAAAUAUCAUAGUAUAAAACUGUUACUAAUAAAAGUCAAUCUUUUGCUAGAAUGCCAAUAAAGAGUGGGGAAGGAGUACAAACCAACUACAGUAACAACAACAAACUCUUACAUGGAGCCUUGCAAAUUAGUUGGGAGUAACUUUGUAAGUGAAAUGCCUUCACUUAGAUGCUUUCACCAAGGGAAAGCUUGCAAAAACUCACUGCUCAAUUGCAAUUGAAUGCCAGUCACAGCUAGAACAUGUUGGAAAGGUCUCUCCAUAUGUAGGUGUCUCAAAUAAAACAUGGGUCUCCCUGAGGUGUGCCAUAUCGAGCAUUAAAGAACAAAAGCAGCCACUCCUGGGCAGGAAAAAAAAAAUCCACGUUAUCUGUAAUGAUACACGGGUGUGCUCACUGCUCUAUUGCUAAUGACACACGGGUGUGCUCACUGCUCACCCCAACUGCUCCAGCGUUCAGAAUUGCCGUGCUGCCCACUGUAAACUAAUUGUUACAGUAGUGCCCUCUGCUGUCUGACAGCAUAAAUGUACGUCCGAAGAAUAGUUUUCCUAGUCUCACGUAUUUCAAACUUAGUUCCCAUAAAUCAUUUCAGUUUAAAAAGACAGAGAAAGAUACAGUAAUGUUCUGUUGCUUUGUUAAUGUACAAGUCUUUAAAAAACUAAACAAAAUAUCCCUCUGCAAUGGUAUCAGCAUAAAUGCCUGUCAUGUUUCUACAUCAACUUCUGAUUUAUACAAGAGAAGGAAAAUACAGAUGAUUUUAGGUGUAUUCUGAGAACUUCUGAGUACUCCAGCAUUCAGUACUUCCUGAGAUAUUUCUGUAGGCCCAAGCACAAGAGCUACGUUGAAGGCGGAACCUCCUCCCCUUUUGGGAGCACUUUUGUAGUGCUGCUGUUGAUCUUGCCAUUUUGCUGUCUAGGCUGGGGUUUGUUCUGUAGAUAUGAUCUAACCAUAUUUAGAAAAACAGGCACCAUCAGUCCCAUUGGUUUGUAACUGUAAGCAAGAGACAGUAACCAACUUGAUUCUGUUGUCCUCCAAUCAAGAUUUAAAACUGUACGUUAAGGGAUUAUUGAACACAUAAAACUGAAGGAGUCCGUAUAAAGAGGGAUCUUUCGUUAUUUUACAGAGUAAUAUUUCUAAGAACAGAAUUGCAGGUUAUGUGGCUAGGUUAGUGACAGAAAUAAGGAAUCUCCAGCUUAAUGUCAGCAUUUUUGUCCAUUGCUUGUGUACGGUCUGAGUAGGGGCAAUUAGAGGGAUUAAAAUUGGAGAUCUCUGAAUGCCUGAACCAAAUUUUGUUCUUGAUAAAAGCUGCUUUAAGCAGAUUGAUUCUAUAGUAGUAAAUGUGUUUUCCAAUUUUAGCUAUCCUAGCAACUGAAGUGCUCUGAGUUGGUAACCCAAAUAUUUAAAAACACAAGUGGUUAAAGAUUAAUCCACUGUCAUGACGAUGAUGUGCCAAUAGAAGCUGUGUUUGAAGACUCAUGUUUUGAUUGAAAAACAAGGUGACAGUAGCACUCAAGUAGUACAGCCUCUUACAGAAUAGGAGAUGUUCGAAGCAAAUGGUUACCAGUUGAAUCUAGGAUUUUCCACCAUGAAUGGAUACUCAAACUGUUCUGCUAACCAUACGGAAAUUUGGAGUCGUAAUUUAGUGCUUGCACUGGGCAUCCCUCAGCUGACCAUUAACAUAGCAUCUGUGAUCUUCAACUGCACAGCCAUCAUCACCAGAAAAGCAACAAAAGAUCUGCACAAGCCUAUCUCUGUACUCUUCUGCAAUUUGGCUUUUUCUGAUCUCUUCACAAGUUUUUCUGGUUUUUGGAUUUCAGUGCUGUUCAUCACCAAACCUGAUGACACAAUCUUUGGAUCCAAGGAUAUGCUUGCACCUUAUGCCUUAUAUACUACAUCUAUUUUAUCCACCAUCUAUAACUUGGUAAGCAUUGGAAUUGAACGCUACCUGGCUGUGGCUGAAAGCAUUAGGACAAGGUUCAGGGUUGCUAGAAACCAUUCCAUAGCUGUAGUUUUAAUUAACUGGGUCCUUGCUUUCUUUCUGGGCUGCCUGCCAUUGAUGGGGUGGAACUGCUUGCACACAGGAAAAAAUCUCUCAGUCCUCUACAGUCCAUUUUGUGUUGACUACCUCAUCUUCAUCACCACUCCCAAUGUUGUGGCAGCUUUUAUUGUUCCUCUGUUCACCUACCUUAGAAUCAUUAUGAUCCUGAGGAAAAGAAAGCUGAGAAUGAAAGCGUGUGGGCAAGCUAUCGGUACCUACAAAUCAGCUGAAAUCCAGGUUGCCAGAACUAGUAUUUUUAUAUGGCUCCUGGCAUUGGUGUCCUACGCUCCUCUUUUUGCAGGAGUCAUCUUUGAUGCAAUAAACCACCAGUGCCCCCUCGAUCUCUAUCCAAGCGUCUACAUCUUCCGAAACUGCACAGCUAUGCUGAUAACCAUGAACUGUUUGGGAAAUCCCAUCAUAUAUACACUGAAAACCAAAACCCUAGGGGCUAAACUCAAGUCUCUGAAAUGCCUUUCUGGCAAACGUCUCCAAGCCUGCACCAUCGCGAACAUCUAACCGCGGCCGCCCCUGUGCUCCGUGGACUCUGUUCUGCUUCCAGGGCAGCGGGAGCGCCCCGAAGCGAAGGCCGAGCCCUCCGCCGGCUGCGGCGCUUCAGCACCCGCGGCGGGAACAGCUCCGGGCCGGCUGCGGGCGGGGCGCCGCGCGGGGCUCCUCGGCGAGCUGCGCUGCUGUGCGGAUGGGAGACGGGAGCGCGCUGCUUGGGAACGAAUCACACCCCGUCAGCUGUGUUUGCUUGGCGUUUGGAAAUCCGCUUCUGACGUGCUUUCUUUGCUGCUCAGAUUGUGGCUUUUUUUUUUUUUUUUUUUUUUUU